Molecule: messenger RNA, 6237 nt
Organism: Physella acuta
Lineage: Eukaryota; Metazoa; Mollusca; Gastropoda; Physidae
Product: ankyrin repeat and fibronectin type-III domain-containing protein 1
Biological process (GO): regulation of establishment of bipolar cell polarity; establishment of mitotic spindle orientation
Cellular component (GO): spindle
Molecular function (GO): protein binding
Source: RefSeq, a predicted model, not a curated record
CACAGUUCUGAUGUCCCUGCGCACGCGCAACUCCCCGUCCCACCUCUCGCGUGAGCGGCGAGUCGCCGACGCGCGAUGACGCUGACGCAAGCCUCGAAGCAACGAACAGAUAAACUCAUAGAGUUGUGAACGGGUGAGCUCAAAGAUAGAACGGGGAGAGAGGUGGAAAAAAAACAUCAAGUACGGAACCGUACGCGCUUGUAUAUACGUUCGACGACUCACGUUUUGCCUAUAGAUGUAUUCCUAGCUCGCGCGCGAGUAGGUCGAACUCGCAAGGGGACUAUACUAGACUAAACACAAACGAUACCCAAAGUGUAAAAGGACUAUACUAGACUAUACGUAAACAACACAACACAGAUGACCGGCGUUCGUUUCAACAAUAUGGUACGAACAGCCACAGGCGAAAAGAGGCUGGAAACCUCCUCUAGUGCCGGGAACUUGCAGAAGUUGUCCAGACGACUGGUGCUAAGGGACAGGAAGGAACCGAUCUCACCUUCAAGGAACCGCUCCAUCAGUCUCGAUUGGGGCGAUGCCAGGUCGGUUAAACUAUUCUCUUCGUCGUCCGAGGAAAGUUCCAUGGACGUGAUGACGGGUCUCUCGGCCUCCCCCAGUGCACCCGCCUACCUCAGCAACAAGGACAGCAGCGACUUCGGCUACAGUCCUAAGAUAAUGAAGGACAUUCGACUCCUAUCAAACUCGCAGAAGAAGAAAAGUAUGAGCAUUGAUGUGCCGGAUGGUCAAGCUAGCAGACGGCGGUCUGACAAGAGAGCACUUUGUGAUAUCACAGCUCUCUUUGAUGCUGUGGAACAGCAGGACAUUGACCUCGCCAAAUUUAUUCUGGAGACUAACGCUGUAGACAUUAAUAGUCUGAAUGGCGAGAACCUCAGUGUCCUUGACAUUGCCGUCAUGACCAACAACAUUCCCAUGGCGAAGAUCCUGCUGUCGCGAGGUGCCAAAGAGAGCCCAAUGUUUCAGAGAGGCGACUGCCGACUACAGAAGCUAGAGAUGCUGGUAACAGAGGCUGAGAAAAGAGUGAUAGAUCUCACUGCUAUCGUGUUGACUGGCUCCUCUGGGAACGCCAAUAUCUCCCCAGCCCAGCUCCGUGAAAAUGAAAAACUAUUGAGUCACUGGGAAUUCAGGCACCGCCUACUGAAGAGAAUGAAAGCAGGCUAUGAUCAUGCUAAGCCUCCAGAACCACCUACCAAUGUUAGACUUGAAGUUGCCAGCAACUCUUCCCUAUUGGUCACAUUUGCAGAGCCACAAAGCCAUAAUGCAGCCGUCGUUACCAAGUACAAAGUUGAAUGGAGCUGUUGGGAAACUUUUACACCUUUGACUGGAGAGGCAAUCAUUGAAGAUUUAGCUCAUCUGGAAUACGAGAUCAAAAACUUAAACAAGGGAAACAUGUACUAUGUGCGAGUGUGUGCCUGGAAUGUUAAAGGUCUUGGCCCGUACUGUCAAAGUGAACCAGCGUGUGCCGCACCAUCUUGCUGGCGAGAAGUAGAUGGCAUCCCAUCCAGGCUUGAAGGAAAAGUUGCCUCCCUGUACACCCUUUACCAUCAGGUCAAGAAAUCCAGACCACCUGAAGCUGCAGAAAUGAAAGACAUCCUCAAUAGGGGAGCUGAGUCACCUAUGCAGAAAAAAAGAAUCAGCAUAAAAAAUCUGUUUGUGUCAACACCUAAAUUUCAGAAAACUGUUAAAAGAGGGGUGUACAUGGCGUGUUUGUUCUACAAUGAGGACAGGAUCCUGGUGACAUCUGAAGAACAGCUGCCAAUUAUUGAAGUGGAUGAGACAUUCUCUGCUCCUUCCAUACAGAAUGACCUCUAUUGGUUACUCAAGGUGUCAUGUAUGUGGGAAGAGGUUAAAGUUUUGAAACAAGAUAUGGAACGGACUAGCAGUGCAGGCUCCACAUUCAGAUGUAAACUAUUACAAGCUAUAAUCUCUCUACAGUCUGGUCUAGGUGUCACCGACCUUGGUCAGUUUUUCCACCGCCCCGUACGAGACAACAGCAGCAGUAUUAUAUUUACAGUGGUCAACCAAAUCCGUGACCCCAAACUGGUCACCCUGGGCUCCAGCAAGUGGGUGACCUUCGGCAAGCUGGCACGACGUCAGAGUUUGUCCUCCGUCGACUCGGCCGAUGCUCACAGCUUAUUAAUCACAAGUGUUCCGGAGAUGAUUCUAUAUAACCAAGUCAGUGGAGUGGCCCUGCCAAGGGGACUGUACUUGGGCUAUGUCAAACUGCAAGCUUCAGUUGAAGUCCUCAGAGUUAUGGUUCCUAACAAGACCCCUAACUGUGUGCCCCAUGUAAAAAUCAGAGAUAUGCCUAAUGUUUCCAAAGAAGAGUGGGAGUGGCUGUUAAAGUCAGACAGCCAUAAACACACCAUCACCAUGACAACCACACAGAAAAACUUCCAGCAGCUGCUGGUGGAUGCUACUAAAAAAUUGUUUUCUCAACUUGAGUUGUCAGAAGAGAUGCUAGCGAGUCACAGGGUGUAUGACCUGGAGGUCUUAGAGCUGUCACCAUCCGUCACGAUGAUCCUGAUUCUGCCCUCCAUGGAAGACAUAUGCAUUGUGCCCGGGCACUCUGAUAUUCUGGCCAAGAGAGCAGACUACAGUUUUUUACCUGUGCAAAUUUUUGAAUCAAUUCAUAUGCAUGCAUAUCUUCCUGAGUUCUUUUCCUUGUAUGCUCGUCUGUCUGCCAUUGUUGAGAUGGAUGGGGUCCUAGCUCAACAAGGCCACAGAGAGGCCUUUUCUUCAGAAGAACUUAGCAAGGCUAAAGAGCAGGUGGAGGUUACAGCCCACCUGCAGCAAAACCUGGAUAGGAUCUGGAAGUGUGCCAGGUGGAUCCGUGACAUCACCACCUAUGCAAGAAACAGAGAGAGGAAGGCGGGGAUCCACCUGUCCCACAUCUUACACGCCAGCACCUCCAACCACAGCAUCGCCUCCACCAGCCACGACAGCAAACUCAAGCUGACCCGGCUCAGCAACGGGGGGUUCAGUAACAACAACAACAACAACCACUUCACCGCGACCCAGUGUUCUCAAAACAAAACAAACUCGAUUAGCGUCGGGAAAGACCUUAGGCGCAUCGCGAAAUUCUAUGACCCGAACGAGGAAAAUCCUCACAGUGCAGACAGUAUUAGUAUAGGCGGAGGCCACAGGGAUCCGUGUCCGAAUAAAACCAACUCUUCAUCAUCGGCACCGACGACGCCCACCUCUCAUCAGUCGCCCCGCCCUCAUUUAUCCCCCUCGUCGUCUGUCUCGUCAGCAUCCACAUCCACCUCGUCAUCGAUAACAGAAUCCGCAACAGAAUCCACCCCUGUUCAGGAUCCAUCCUUUGCCAUCAUUAAGGUUCACGCGCUCUAUGACACUGGUUUGAACCGCAGUGUGAACAUUAAGCUGCACAUAACGGAACAAACAACUUCCAGGGACAUUGUCAACCUAGUUGUCCGGCACCUAAACUCCGUUGUCCAGAAUAAAGGCAAAGGUAUUCUAGCGUACUCGGAGGAAGCCCUGUCGAACUUUUGCCUGGUGCUAAAAUACCAGGGACAUGAAAAAAUUCUGAAAGAUGAUUUUAAGCUCAUGCAGCUGAAAGGACAGCUCCUUAGAGCUAAGAUCUGUGUGAUGAUGAUGGAAGCAAUGUUCUCCGAGGAGGAGCUAGGUCAAGCAACUGUUGUUUAAAUUUGUUUUUAUUUUAAUUAUUUAUUUUAUUUCGCCUGUUCACCUAAAGCUAGAUUAAUGUGGUAUAGCUUUAUGGGCUUUGCUGGCUUAAAAAAAAAUACUGGCUUGAUUGUUGGUCAAGCAAAAAUUUCUGUGAUAAAUUUAUUUAUAGAAAUCCUGAUGGGUUGAAAUCCUAAUAUAUUGGGAUUUAAAAAAAUGUUUUAACCAGUUUGUAUUAGGUCCAUGGAAUAUGGAUACAACUUGUAAAAAAAUAAAAUCCCUGCUUUUAAAUAUUCUGAACAGUAUUUGGCAGUUGCCAUCAGCAUGUUUGUGAAAUCGAUGUCUGUGAUACAUAUUUUAAUGUACAAAUCUAUUUUAAGAUUAGAGGAAAAAGAAAAAUUAUCAACGCUAAUAAACUGUGCAUUUAAAUAAACCAGUAGAGCUAAAAUCUAUUUGAAAAAUAAUGACAUUGAAUAUAUUAAACUGUACCUAGUAAGGCUAAAAUACAUCCCCCAAAAUAUUUUCCUUGGUGUUCCUUGUUUCCAUCUGAUGGGUUGAAAUGAGAUGAGUAUCAUCAAUUAUAGUUAUCUUGCUAAAGAACAGCUUGUUAACUAUAAAUCAUAAGUUCCUAUUUGUACCUAUCAUCAGUCUUAAAGCUCUACUGCUUGUAAAGUGGCAAUAAACACAAGUGCCUUCAUAAUUCUUGUCACAUAUUGACCCAUCUUUUGUGAAAGUUAUGCUCCUUUAUCAUAAGUUAUUUCCCUUGAUUGAUAUAAUAUAUAUUGCUAAUGAUAAGGGAAGUAAGUCUGAGCUUAAAAUCCAUUUCAACAGUAAACGCCAGGUUGUAAUUAUUUGCUGUGUUUAAAAUAGUUUAUUGCUGCUAAAUAACUAUUUUUGUUUUGUCUCAAAGCACUGUGAUUAAUUUAUAUGUUGGUAUUGUAACAUAUCAACCAAAUAGUAACACACAAGUGUUUAGGGCUAGUGAUAUAUUGUGUACAUUUCUCUUGAUCAUGAAAGUAAGUUGUGAAUGUCAGUUUAAGAUCAAUGCUGUAGAUUAUAAAAGUAUGUUGUGAAUCUUAGGUUAAGUUAAUUUGUCCAGCUAUUGAAAGUAUGAUGUGAAUAUCAGAUUAAGAUAAUUUUUCUAGAUCAUGAAAAUAUGUAUGUUAGGUAAGGUCAGUUGCAUAAGGUUUUGUAAAUUGCAUCGGGCCAGUUUAAAUAUGUUUGUCAGGUGUAAUUUGUCUAGCUUCUGCUAGAUACGGCAUCAGCCAUUGGUUCUCUUAUUGAUGUGUUCAGUCCCAGUGAUCAGGUAAUCCUCCUUUUUUUUAAACAGCUAUUUGCUGUUUCUUUCUAAAAACUAAGCAAGCAACUAGACAAAUGUAAACUAAGUUCAAAUUACAUAAGGUGACAGCACACCACAACACUAUAAGGAAAUAAUAAUUAUGUGCAAUAAACUUCAUUGUUAGAAAUGUAUGUUCUUUUAUGAAGCAAAAAUAUAUGAAUUCCAAGUUGCUCUGUGAUGUUAUUACUGUUAUGUACUGUUGGUUGGAUUUGGUUGUCUCCAUAUGGGGGGGGGGGGUGUGUCUGGGCUCCCUUUGGAUGUUUCUGGGCUGCUUGUGUCACUUGGAUUUGAUCCUGUCUCACAGCACUUCAUUCUAGUUCAUGGCUGGAUCACUAUCCCCUAUGCUAUUUGGGUCCCCAAUAGACUCUCCUUGUUUCUAGUAUAUAAAUAUAACUUCGCUGUCCUAGUGUUAAAGUUCCCCUCUAAACAUUCAGACAUUUUUUUUUUUUAAAUAUAUAUAUGGAAACCUUCCUUCUAAGUAAAGACUGUAGUGGAAUAUUGUGUAAAAACGCAAUUAAAAAAAAAGAUUUUUUUUUUUUUUAAACUGACAAGUUGUUCUAUACAAUUUGCUUUUUGAUCUCACUUUGUUUUCAAAUAUUUAUUAUAUUCUAAAAUGGUAACACCUGGCAAACAUCAAUGUACAUACAAAUAGUAUUGUGAUUGACAGUCUACAGUACAUAAUUAUCCAAUUUUUUAAAGUUUAAAAUUGGGAUGGAGUCACAUUAACAAUUUGGUGGCUUGUCUUUCCUAUGAGGAACUCUUUGCUGUCUGUAUAUAUGUACAUAAGUUUUGUGAUAUGUAAAACAUAUAGACCACAUAUAGACCAUAUGUGAUAUGGUUGACCCAUGACAAUGAGAGCAGAGUUAACAAAAUAGUUUGUUUUGAGAUUGAAACUCACCAUACAGUAAUAUAAAUACAAAUUUUGAGAAGAAAAAAAAUGUAAAAUAUUUACAAGAUGUUUUUUAUAAUAAUACUAUAUUAGUUUUAUUAUAUGUUAAAAUUUUGUUUAAGAAUAUUUACAGCUAUGUUUUUUUUAUAACCAUGACAUUAACAUCUGUAAAAAACAAAAUUGCUAUUCUAAAAAUUUGAUUUUCUCAUCUUUUUUAAUGAACUGUAAUGAGCUCUGAAUCAAAUAUGGUCAUGGAGAAUUGUUUGCCAUAUGUGUUGAAAUCAUAAUAACGGAUGAUCAAUAAAAUUAACAAAAAUGCUACUCUGUGUUAAGUGACAAUUGUAUGAGUGAU